AUGGCAGCCGAGCACAAGGAAGAGGUCAGCGGGGGAACUGCAGAGGCAGAUCUUGCGCAAGCGUUCAAAGACAUUGCCCGUGGUGAAAGUGCAGCAGCAGCAUUAGAAAACCACCUCGACUCACUGGAGAAGAAGAUCGAAGAACUGUUGGCGAAGGCAGAUAAGGAGGAGCAGAAGCUAAAGGCACAGGACAAUAAAGCUUCCUCUGAUGAUGCUUCGGCAGCCAAAGAGACCGAAAACCAAGAUACUGAGAACCAAGCGGCUUGA
Aaosphaeria arxii CBS 175.79 is the source of this 267-nucleotide messenger RNA. RefSeq lists its product as uncharacterized. The coding region runs from base 1 to 267 and encodes 88 amino acids. The transcript has 2 exons. The record is from RefSeq and is a predicted model, not a curated record. Lineage: Eukaryota; Fungi; Ascomycota; Dothideomycetes; Pleosporales.